This is a messenger RNA of Macrobrachium nipponense, 783 nucleotides long. RefSeq lists its product as uncharacterized. Bases 126 to 692 code for a protein of 188 amino acids. Lineage: Eukaryota; Metazoa; Arthropoda; Malacostraca; Decapoda; Palaemonidae. The record is from RefSeq and is a predicted model, not a curated record. The transcript is spliced from 3 exons.
ACUGGUUCCUUACGCGAGACAAAAACAGCCAUCUGUCAAGAUGAUGAAGAAAACGGUGUUCUCCGCCUUCCUUUUGGUUGGCCUCGUCGUGAUCACGGUGGCCGAACCAGAGCCCGAGCCUGUUCAUGGUGGUGGCCAUGGAGGAGGAGGAUAUGGCCAUGGUGGUGGUGGCCAUAAAGGUGGCCAUGGAGGUGGUCAUGGGGGAGGAGGGUAUGGCCAUGGUGGUGGCCAUGGAGGGGGAGGAUACGGCCAUGGUGGUGGCCAUGGAGGAGGAGGAUACGGCCAUGGUGGUGGCCAUGGAGGAGGAGGAUACGGCCAUGGUGGUGUCCAUGGAGGAGGAGGAUACGGCCAUGGUGGUGGCCAUGGAGGAGGAGGAUACGGCCAUGGUGGUGGCCAUGGUGGUGGUGGCCAUGGUGGUGGUCAUGGCGGAGGAUAUGGCCAUGGUGGUGGCCAUAAAGGUGGUCACGGGGGUGGCCACGGCGGAGGAUAUGGCCAUGGUGGUGGCCAUGGAGGUGGCCACGGCGGAGGAUAUGGCCAUGGUGGUGGCCACGGUGGCCACGGUGGCGGAGGAUAUGGUUACGGAAAGUAAGGAGUCACUUUGCAAGCGGUCGGUGUUUUCAUCUUUCGAAGAGACAUUGAUGAAAACUGCUUUGCUGAAAGUCAUUCCCGAAGAUUUGUUAAUUCGCCAGUAAUAUUUGUCCCUCUUCAGAUUCAAUUUUUAGGUCUACGAAAUUGUAAAGUAUAUAUAUAAUGUAAUAUAUAUAUACAUGUAUAUAUAAUCUG